Messenger RNA from Pomacea canaliculata, 5814 nucleotides. Its product is annotated as probable peptide/nitrate transporter At3g43790. The transcript is spliced from 13 exons. Gene Ontology annotation, molecular function: transmembrane transporter activity. NCBI's taxonomy places the organism in Eukaryota, Metazoa, Mollusca, Gastropoda, Architaenioglossa, Ampullariidae. The record is from RefSeq and is a predicted model, not a curated record. Gene Ontology annotation, biological process: transmembrane transport. Bases 1596 to 3476 code for a protein of 626 amino acids.
GUCAUCUGAUAAACGUGAAUUAUAAGUGGAAGAGCUGGGAAUUUUGAGUUAGUUUCUUCAAAACAAAAACAAAAAACAUCGAGGAAACGCCUGUCUCAUCAAUCUUAAACGUCUGGAGAAAACGUCAAAGCUGCGGUAACGGAGGGCUUUCUAAAGUGAUCUUACAGCAUCAGCUCUCUCUUACUUUUGUAAAGGAUGUCGGUUGCUGUCGAUUUAACUCCAGCUCGAUUAGCCUGACCAACAAAAAAAUGCGUCUUAGUUUUACCUAAUUCAACAUCAAUGACAAAGCUGCCGACCACGUGCAGGUCCAUCGGUAUAGUUCGUGACAUACUUAGCGUGGUUCCUGUUUUCUUGCUACAGGACCAGAUUUUAUGUUGUAGGAAAACAUGCCUGUCUUCAUUGGAAAUUUUCAUGUAAUAGAAAAAAAGACACAAAAAAUGAAAGGCUAUCAGAGCUGACAAGAUGUUCAGAUUUUUGUAGGGAUUGCCAUAAUUUUUCAAAUUCGAAAGAAGGGUUUUUGAUGGAUCUUUUGCAGGAGUGACAGCUUCAUUUUUCACCCGGCCUUUUUUCAAUUUCUUCUUCCAUCAAAUAUUUCAGAGAUAAGAAUGUUAGCGUUCAUAGAAACUCUAUAAACAGGAUAUUUGCAACUCUGAUUUUUAUCGUGAGCUGAUUAUAUUAGCCAUUGAAGUAAUGCAUAUGCAAGUGUUCCUUUCCUUUAUUUUUUUCUCACUUCGUUUUGAACUCACUGCCUCCAUGUACUUCCUUUUUGCCUAUUAUGGGAAAUCUGGCAUCAAAAUCAUAUCUCUUUAAAAAUAUCUUGCACAAUCGUACUGUUCCGCCUAUUUCUCAAUUCUUUAUCCGUUCCCCCGCCCCCUAUCCCCCGUGGUGUCAUCUGUUUGCAGACGCUUAAGUUUCUUGUUUGGUUAGCUGUCGGUUCAUAGUCUUUUGUGUGCAGAGGAUUGAGUUAAUAUCCACAGAGGUAAAUGGGCUUUACAAAUUCAUUUAUCAAGCUCAAUAAAACGGGAGUCUACUUGGAAACAAACCCCACCGCAGAUGCUUUUUUUUCAGUUCACAGUAUGCAGUCAUUAUAAUAAACCGUGGCACCUCGACUGUAUCAAUAUCCUGACACAGCUGUGUCGUAACAGUUUGUGCUGCGUCCUGCAUAUCACUACAGGUGUUGUGUGGUCAAAGUAUUUCGCAAAAGAACAUCGCAACAAAACGCACGAGUUGUAUCGUCAAACCGGACAUACAGUAGUACAGACAUUGUUUCAAAACAUACAACGCAUACUGUUGGAAUUCCACAAUGUUCUCUCUGUUCUAUCCCAACCAAUUCGAACGGGUAGGAUAGUAACCUCAGUCUCAGUGGUUCGUCACCACAACUGACCUAGGCCAGUGAUCACUACCUCCUGUAGGUACAAAAGAACAGUGAAUCCACCCUCAGCUUUCCACCCGUAGCAAACAUGGCUGCCAUCGACAGUCGAAGGGAAGCUACUCCUAAAUGAAAUACCAAGUAAAGGGGAGUAAUUCCCGUCAGUCGAAAGUGUGAUACCAAUGCCAUGAGGAGUGAUGUUUAAGAUUUUGUGGUAAAUGUAAACAUGACAUCAUCCAACAACACACCUGCCAUAAAUGGAGAAAAGAGUCACAGUGAAGAGACAGAAAAAGCACAAGAGCCACAAAAUUGCUGUCGAAAAUGUUUAGAUGUAUUCAGCUUUGUUCCAAAAAAUGCCACACCUCCCAACUGGGGUAUUCUAUGGCUUGUGUUUAUAUCUCUGUUUUCAAGUUCAUUCACAUUGACAUUUUUAUUUCCAUUUCUACCAGAAAUGGUGAAGAGUUUUGGUUAUAGUGAAGAAGAAAAGGGCACAUAUGUUGGUCUGAUAGCUUCCUCUGUUUUCGCUGGUCGAGCAGCAGGAAGCUUCUUCUGGGGAUGGUUGUCAGAUCUGAAAGGACGAAGACUGGUCUUACUAAUAACAAUUGUUGGAAAUGGACUUUUCUCAUUUUUAUUUGGGUUCGUACAUUCACUGCCACUGGCUAUGGCAUUGCGAUUCCUUGCAGGAUUGGCAAAUGGAACAGUGGGUGUAACCAAAGCAAUCUUGUAUGAUGUGUCUGACAACACAAACCAGGCAUUCAGCAUGUCUGUUAUUUCCAUUUCCUGGGGGGCUGGGCUCAUUCUUGGACCUGCAGUUGGAGGAUAUCUUGCCUUGCCAGCAGACAAGUAUCCGAGUGUGUUUUCACGUGAAGGAUUUUUUGCAAGUUUUCCAUUUAUUCUACCUAGUUUCUGCUGCCUUGUGGUGUGCUUGGUAGCUUUUAUUGCUGUUUUUCUUAAGUUCAAGGAUCCUACAGUUCUCAAAAAUGAAAAAGAAGUGGAAGUGUUGGCAGUAGAGCUAACAGACGGUGAGAAGGAUGAAGCACUGAAUGUAAUCCGGCCUUUACUGACUCACAAAAUAUCCUUGUCGACAAGUUCUUUACAUUCAUCUUCAAUCAAAACUGCAAUGUCUGUGGAAAAUCUGCAUUGUGAAUCAGAUGCUGCAUAUUUUAAUGCUAAACAGGAGAGUGAGAAACUGAGCCCAGAAAGGUGUGUAGUUAAUGGAACUUUUCUAGAUUGUGAGAGGACUCCUGAUAAUCAAGAAAUGGCUGGCAUGGGUGGUUCCUUGCCAAAGAACCAGGUUGCAAAAACUGCCACUGAAUCAGAAGCGUCAUAUGAAAAAAAAGAGGAUUUGAUUAUUGUAGAAAUGCUUGAAAGCCGUUCAUUAUCAUCUGAGAAGACUGGAAAGAAAUGCACCUAUUCACCAUCCUCGUGUUGGAAAGCGCUUCGCCACAGUAGCUUAAUACAGCUCUUAAGCAUAAGGGAUGUUCGAGACGCUAUAGCCCUAUAUGCUGUCUUCUCAUUUUCUGUCAUUGGUUAUGAUGAUGUCUUCACUAUAUUUGCAUCAACCUCAACUGAUUAUGAUGGCCUUGGCUUUAGCACUGAUGAGAUUGGAACAGCACUGGGGGCUGUUUCUAUACCUCUGUUGUUUAUCCAACUCAAAAUCUACCCACAACUGGUGGCUAAGUUUGGAAUUAGAAAAUCUUAUCUGAUCUGCAUGUUUUUCAUCUUCAUCCCAGUCCAGGUUCUACCUAUGCUGCAUCUUUUAGCUAACAGUAAAGUUUGGCUAUGGGUUGGACUGGUAGCACUGACACUGCCUAUGCGAGUAGCCAUGAAUUCAUGCUUUGCUGGUUCCUCUCUCUUCAUCAACAACUCAGUCAAAACGGACAUGGCUGGCAAAGCCAAUGGCCUUGGUAUGACUGCCACUGCCAUUGCCAGAACUUUGGCACCAACCAUAGGAGGAGCCAUGUUUUCUUGGUCACUCACAUUGUCUAACAAAGUUGGGCCGCCGCUGGAUGUGAACAUCACCUUUGUCUUCUUUGGCUUCAUCUUAUUUAUUAACACGUUACAGUGCCUGUUUCUGUCAAAUCGUCUUGACCACCAAAAGAAGUGAUGCAGUUUCCAUACAAAGUAUAACUGACUUAACAAUUACUUUAAAAAUAAGACAUAUUUUUGCAUGUACUAUACGUGUAGCAAGAUAUAUUUGUAUAUGCAUAUACAGAGAAAGGGGGGGAAAGAGAGUAACAAAAACAUCUAUACACUUUGAUUACUUAUUUCUUGAAUACAAGUACAGAUUAAAAUGUAGCUCUUGCAAUUUUGAAAGUCACAGAUGCUGACAAUGUGCACUACCAGCAGUUACAUAUUUUCUAGAAGUGUUAAACUUCUGCAACCAUCCUCAGCACAUCUCUUAUUUUACCUUUCACUCUGUUCAUUAUUUCGCUUUACAAUCCAUUGACAUUGUUCCAAGGUGAAUUCCAUAAAUGGGUAUAGUUAUUUUUGUAAAAGAGCAAAUUUAUAUGCUUAUCACUUUAGGUGUGUCACCUGUCUUUAUACACAUAAAAGAGUGCAUUUUAACUUAAAAGCAAAUGUGAGAGACAAGGGAAUGAAGUGCUUGUAGUUUAUGUUUUUAUUUGGUUUGUUUUUCUUAUGGGGAUAACUAUGUCAAGGAGACGGGGAAAGACACUUUGAAUACAUAAAGUCUGGAGUGUAGUUACAAAUUUACAAAGUUUUCAGAAUUUUAGAAGUCAUUAGUCUUAGUUAUUUUUAAAACAUAUAUACUAUUCCUAUGAGCUUGAUGUGUGAAUGUGUAAUAAUACAAAGUUAUUAUUUCGAGGCACAUAGUACAAAACUUUUGUUGUUGUUGCUGUUGUGUGUUCAAGAGAAAGAUAAUGGUUACAAAUUUUUUUUCCUUUCCCUCAUGACAUUAUGCAGUUUAUUGCAAGGGGUAAUUUAUUGAUAUCCUGACAUUUGUAUACCUUCUGAAUUUUGUUCACAGAAAAUGUAUGACGAAUGUCUGAUGUGCACCAGUAAUGAUGACCAGUAACAUGACAACUGACUACUGAUUAUGGCUUUUGCCUUUAGAACUGUUUACCUAGAUCAUAAUAAAACAUUUUAUUGUACUUAUAGAUCAUAAGACAUUUUAUAUUGUACUUAUUAUAAUUCAUUAAAGCUCUUGUUGGGUGAAACAAUGUGAUAAAAUGGAGUCAAACAUGUAUAUUGCAUAUGCCUGGAUUUUUUCAGUUUCUUGUUUAGUCGAUGUGAUAAAAUGAUGAAAGAUUUGUUUGAUGUAUUGAUCUGACAAAGAUCAAGGAGAUGGCAAUUAUUGUGUUCCAUUAUUAAUUCCAUUAUAAUCUUGUAGUUUCGUGAAUGUAGAUGUAAAGUACUCAAAGACUUUGUUUCAUUUUCAUUUCUAACCAUCUACAGUAUCAGGUUUCACACUAGAGGUGUAAAUUAAGUGGUGAGGUUCAAGAAUUCCAUCACCUCUUUGUGACAACUUUUAUGACAGCAAUCAUGAUAAUUUCUUCCCCCACGUCUAAAGAAGUAUUAUUUUAUUUUGGUUACAAUGUCAAUUGUCCUUUCAUUUAAAAAUGUGCUGAAAGCUAACAGCUGAAAUGUUGUUUUAGUUAUGGAGUGAUUGGACACUAAUUCUACUGAGUUUAAUGUAGUAUGCAGAUUCUUAUAUCAUCUGCAUGUGUAAACAUGCAUGCACUCAUAUGUGGUGUACACAUGUGUGUGUGAUUUACCAAAGAAAUCAAACAAGUCACAGAAACAUGCCUCAUUUCUACUAAUGACAAAAACAUGAAACUAUUUUCCUUGUUUUCUUGUUAAAGUAGGAUCUUUAGAAAAUGUGCUUUUGCAAAAUAAACUAACCUUUCUGUAACUUUCACUUACAAACAUGCUGUGGGUGAAAAGUAACACAUUACUUUAGCAUUAAUGAAUUAUUUCACUCAGGAAGCUUUAUUGUUAUUGAUAUAGUAUGGGUAAUAUACUUUUUUGUAUAAAUUGUGUUCAAAGUCACAUAGCAGUAAAAUAUCCUUCUUUGCAUCUUAUGGUAAUCUUACUGAUGGUCGUAAAUAAGUUUAUGACAAUUGACAAGUGACAGCCAUGGCCAGUUGAAGAAUGCAGCAGAAUCUUUAAUUAGUCUUAUUUUAUUUUUAGCAAAUGUUUGUCUCAUUCCUUUCAGUAUUGGCAUGUACGUCUGCUGUCACAUCUGACAAAAACAUGUCACAAAAUUUUCAUUGUUUUAUGUGGGGUGUGUUCAGACAUAUCCCAAAAUUUUAUUAAAUAUAAUUUUAAUAUUGUUCAUCUUGGUUAUGCAAGGUAGUUUGUGUCUAAUGUUUGUUUGCAUUGAUUUUGGAAAAAAGAACCAAGAACUGCAAAACCAGGAAACGGGUUCAAAAGAAGUUUGAUUUAUGAUGAGUCCAACAAAUAAAAAAGUUUCAACUGUAAAA